AAAUCCAAUAUUGUCACAACAUAACCGUAUUUACCAUAUUAUGGACAGAGCAGACCGAAUUUUGCAUUCAAACACUACGCAGAUCGCUUCUAUCUGGAAAUUCUAACUUUUUUCGAGAGAGAGAGCGCAUGAUAUGGAAGAGAAGUUGAUAAACAGGCUAGAGUCUGCGGUGACGCGGCUGGAGGCGCUGUCCACCGGAGGUUUCAAUCGAGGCGGAGAGAUCAGCAGAGACGCUGGUGCGGCGGGUCCUUCAAUUGCCGCGUUUGACGAUCUUAUUUCGCAGUAUGUUAACGGCGUCAUUAGCGUCGCGGAGAAUAUUGGAGGAAAGGUUUUGGAUAUCUCGAAGAUUAUUGAGGAGGCGUUUAACGUCCAGAAGGACCUUCUCAUUGAAAUCUCACAAACUCAGAAGCCUGACACAGCGGGGUUGGUUGAAUUCCUGAAACCAUUGAAUGAUGUGGUUGCAAAACUCUCUGUAUUAACGGAGGGAAAACAAUCUGAGUUCUUCAACCACCUGAAAACGGGUGCUGAUAGUCUUGCAGCUCUCAUGUGGAUUGCAUAUACAGGAAAAAAUUGUGGUAUGAGCAUGCCCACCGCACAUGUUGAAGAAAGUUGGCAUAUGGCUGAGUUCUACAGUAAUAAGAUUCUUGUAGAGUACAAGAACAAAGAUCCAAAUCAUGUUGAGUGGGUAAAGGUUUUGAAGGAGCUCUUCGUACCUGGCUUGAGAGAUUAUGUGAAAGCUCACUACCCACUGGGACCUGUUUGGAGUGCCUCAGGGAAGACUAUAACAACUAAUCGGGGUCCUACUCCACAAGCUCCAACUGCAACACAAUCUUCAUCAUCACGCCCUAAACAAGGGAUGUCUGCUGUUUUUGCAGAACUUAAUUCCGGAAAGCCAGUUACUUCUGGUCUGAGAAAGGUCACUGCUGAUAUGAAAAGCAAGAACCGUACAGAUAGAACUGGUGUUGUUUCUGUUGCUGAGAAAGAAAGUCGUGCUAGAAAACCUUCUGUGUCCAAGACAGGACCUCCUAAAUUUGAGCUUCAGCUGGGUCGGAAAUGGGUGGUGGAGAAUCAAAUUGAGCAAAAGGAUUUAGUAAUCGAUGAUUGUGAUGCAAAGCAGACAGUAUACAUAUAUGGGUGCCAGAAUUCUGUUCUUCAAAUCAGAGGGAAAGUGAACUGCAUUACAUUGGACAAGUGUAGUAAGAUGGGGCUAGUCUUCCAGGAUGUUGUGGCAGCUUGUGAGCUUGUCAAUUGUAGUUCCAUGGAGGUGCAAUGUCAGGGUGUGGCGCCUACAAUUUCGAUUGACAACACUGAAGGAUGCCAACUAUACUUGAGCAAAGACUCUUUAGAGGCUUCUAUAACUACGGCCAAGUCUGAAGUCAAUGUAUUAGUACCUGCGUCUGAAGUAGAUGGCGACUGGGCAGAGCAUCCUUUGCCACAGCAAUACAUUCACGUAUACAAGGAUGGCCAAAUUGUUACAACUCCAAUGGAUCACUCUGGUGGCUAAAUUGACUUAUCCCAACAUCAUCGCAUCUUGGUGCUACUUUUGGGCAUUUUGUUUAUGUUGAUUUUUUAUUUUUUAUUGUUAGGCUCAUCAUAUAUUGAUUGAUGGCUCUAAUUUAUUAAAUUGUUGUAUUGGUUAAUUAUGCUCUGCUGGCAGUUUGUUUUAGAAUCAGUUGUUAUACUUAAUGAGUUUUUUAUUAUUUGAGAGUUUUUCAGAUUAGUUACA
Molecule: messenger RNA, 1726 nt
Organism: Salvia miltiorrhiza (redroot sage)
Lineage: Eukaryota; Viridiplantae; Streptophyta; Magnoliopsida; Lamiales; Lamiaceae
Product: cyclase-associated protein 1-like
Exons: 9
Coding region: 134-1504 (456 amino acids)
Biological process (GO): regulation of adenylate cyclase activity; cytoskeleton organization
Cellular component (GO): cytoplasm
Molecular function (GO): actin binding; adenylate cyclase binding
Source: RefSeq, a predicted model, not a curated record